Auxenochlorella protothecoides is the source of this 2379-nucleotide messenger RNA. RefSeq lists its product as hypothetical. Bases 1 to 2379 code for a protein of 792 amino acids. The transcript has 15 exons. Lineage: Eukaryota; Viridiplantae; Chlorophyta; Trebouxiophyceae; Chlorellales; Chlorellaceae. The record is from RefSeq and is a predicted model, not a curated record.
AUGGAAUCCGAGGAGACCAAGAGCCUCGAAGAUCCCCGCCCCGUUCUCCUCGUCACGACGGUGGACAUUGGGGACGGUGUGACAGGCAGGGUCGAGGUCCGGCUCGGUGACGACCCCGAGGACGCAGCUCGAGCUUUCUGCGCCACCAACGGCCUCCCCGAGUCCGUUGUGCUGCCAUUGACUGCCCAUCUACAGUCGAACCUGGAUCUGGGCCCGCCCAGCGAGCAGGAUGCCGCGACAGGGAGCGUCGCCCCCGCCCAGGCCAUCUCCUGGGCGGACGGGGACGUGCCGGCGCAGACCCCGCGCGACCCCCUGUCCCAGCAGGAUCUGCACUGGGCCCGCCCUCCCGGGCAGGGCUCGCCCCCCCCGCACCCCGACGCCGGCGCCUCGCGGGGCACCGGCGGGGUUACCCCGGCGUGGGGCCCCGGCAGCAGCGCGCCGCCGCAGGGAACCACCUCCUGCGUGCAUGAGCGGCUGUACCAUGAGCACUUCCGGCAGCAGCUGAAGCUGGAGGAGGCGAGGCGGCUGCGGGACCUGGAGCUCCAGCUGCGCAUGGCCCAGGUGCACCUCGACCCCGUGAGCCAGAGCCUGUCGGCCGCACGCACGCCUGACGGCUACACCAACUACGGCGAGAGGCUGUACGUGGAGGGCCGCCUUGAGGCGCUGAAGAGGGAGCAGGCGGCUGCGCGGCGGCGCGAGGCGGAGGAGGCCGCGCAGCUGGAGUGCUGCACGUUUGUCCCCGAAAUGUCCCUCACCGCGGCGGCGAAGCGAGAUCGUGAGGCGCGCAUGGGCUCCCAGGGCCAGAGGUCCCAUGGUCCGACCCUGUCCUCCAAGUUCGAGUCGCGCAUGGCCGAGCUGAGGCGCGCCAAGGCCGCCUCGGAGGUCAAGGAGUGCACCUUUGCGCCGACCCUGAACAGGAGGUCUCAAAACCUGACCUCCCAUAGAUCCUCGGCACUCAAGGAGGCGGGGGUGCAGUACUACGACAGGCUGUACCUGGAGGCGGAGCGCCGGCGGCACAAGCUGGAGGCCGCGGCCUUAGAGCUUCCCGCCCAAGUCACCUUUGCUCCCAAGAUCCUGAGGAGCAGCGUCGUGCUGCGCCGGCUGAACUCGGGGCGUGCGGACGCCGAACUGGCGGCCACCUGCCUGGGCCGGCCGCCGCGCCACCUCUACGGCGUCGCGGCGCAGCAUGCAAAGCGCGCCGCGGCCCAGGCCGAGGCAGAGCGCCGCCGCGCCGAGCGCGACGCCGCCAGCACCUUUGUGAACGCCUCCUCCCAACGCAUGGUGGAGGCGCUGAAGCGGGAACGAUUCGGGUCCAUCUUCGCCUACCUGGCGGGGGAUGACGCGGCGGACGCUGACCUGGACCUCUGCGCCGUCGUGCAGGUGGCGCAGUGGGUCGUCUUUGUUUGGUGGGGGGAUGAGGAGUUCAUGGACACCAUCGACCCAGAGGUGAGGGCCGACGUCGAGUACGCGGCCCGGCUCCUCCAGACAGCCGCCCAGAGCGACGGGCCGGCGGAUGAUCAGGACACGGCGAGCCAAGGUGAUGGGCAGCACCCGCUGGCCGCCAGCCCCGCCAGCCCCGACAGGGAGCUGCAGACCCCGAACGCCGCACCGCAGCGACGGUCCGCGCUUGGCCCCGUCUCCCUGGAGCUUUUCUGCGUGCUGAUGGAGGAAGUGCUGGCGCAGACCAAGGGCAUCGCGCGCACCUACCUGCUGCCCCUGGCACCCAGCCGCAAGAAGUUUGAGGAGCCCACCUUCCAGCCCCAGAUCGAUGCACGCUCCCAGGUGGGUCAUGGGUCGGAGGGUUCUGAGGCACUGGCCACGCGGAGGAGGAGCGGCGCCCCGCCCGCCCACGAGAAGCUGUACGCCACCGCCGGGCUGAUCCAGCGCAAGCUGGAAAGCAAGCGCGCCGCCGCGGAGGCGGCGCGCCUGAAGGUGGGGAGUUUUGGGGAGUGCUCCUUCCAACCCACCAUGAUCGCGCGAAAGGGCUCUGUAAACUCCAAGUCCGGCACAGCCCGUUCCCCCGGCGCAGCAAAGAAGCCCGAUGAGUUGGCUGAUGCGCUGGAGGUGGAGAUCAAGAGGGCCCUGGUCCGGCUCAGCAUGAGUGCCGGGGUGGACGGCGAGAAGGAGGGGGAGCUGGCGCCCCUGGACACCAUCCGAGCUGCACGGGCCAGCCUGGACCCUUCUGCCCUGUUUGGACCACCCUCCGUCCAGCCUGGGCGAGCUGCCCCGGACCUCAAGUGGCUGGAGACCGAGAGCGAGACCCUUGUGAUGGACCUGGCUGGCACCGACGACGUCGCCGCCCAGGAUCAGGGCAGUAUCAUUGUCCAGGGCCAGAGCUUGCUCAGCCUUGCGGCUGGCCCCGUGCCCUCCCACCUCUGA